GGCACGCAAUCUAUCCCUCAUUCAGCUUCUCUUCACCAUAUUGAUGACGUCGCCGAUGGCCAUGAUGUUGAGGAUAGAUACUAUGGCAUUCCCGAAUUUACCAAUCACCGCCCUCAAAAUCCGCCGCCUUCAGAGAACCCAAUCCCGAGGCUCGAGAAACAUCUUGCUCAGGAGUGGAUGAUGCAUCCAAGCUGUUCAAGAGAAGAACAUGAUGCAGGCCACGGGAAGUUAAUCGAGACUGCUUGCCACCAUUCUUGUGACUCACUAGAAGAUGUUAUCGCUCGGCUCGAUGGAUUGAUGAAUGAUGAUCACAGCCAUGACCCCCUACCGCAUGUCACUGAACCCACUUCUGAUAUUCUCGAUCAUGCUUCUUCGGCGGACGAUCCUUGCAGUAAUAACCUGCCUCAAAAUUCUAAUUCGCAAGACCACACAAGCUCGCGUCAACAUGAUUACAGAGCAGCUUGCCAAAUCGCUUUUGAAGGAUCCCUAUGCGGUGGCGUACCACCGAGUCUUUGCUUGGAAGCCAAACAUCGCCUUGCACAGCCUUUUACAGAUAACUUCAUCCGAAAAACGUACGACGUCGACAGCAUAUGUAGUUUCCCCUCAUCCUUGGCUGUCGCCAGGUUGGGUAUUCAGUGGUACCCGCAACCACAUGUUAUCUUCAACCUCACGGAUGACGUUCACAUCAGCAUCGACAUCCCUACCGAAGGCUUUCGUCGCAACAAUCCUCAGCCGCGAGGGAGUUGCCAGCAACGACGUCCGUUACAUCAUAUCCCAAACUAUUGCUUUGGACGGGUUCAGGGCUUGAUAGAUACAUUCAUCUGGGUGUUCUUCCCUGCUUUGUGCCAUCGCCACAUACAUGAUAACUCCUAUAAGCGGACUUCAAUUCCCAAGGAGCAAUACACAUUGUGGUAUGAUAAGGUCUUAUUGCCAGCGGUUGUAGCAGCAGUUCAAGAUCCAAGCAUACUCCAGUACAUUCCCCCAAGCCGCCGAGUCGCUCAAUCUACGUCACGCGCUCGACAGGAGGGUAUCUCCACUGAGUGUCUUACAGGUGCAAAUGCGAGUAUGGAUGUGCUUGGUCAAGGCACAAGGAGCAACGCACUCUCAUAUUCACUUCAACACAGACACCUUGGGGCGAUAUGGCAGGAAAUUCAGUCACGAAUAAUAGCAUUUCCACAGUUCGCUGGCGUAAGACUAUACAUGGGGGCGAAGAACCUGAAGCUUGCAUACAUGCACUUAGAUAUCGCUCAAACCCUCAGUGAUUUUGACAAUCAAUGGAAUGCCGCUGUUGACAAGAAAUUCCUCGAUCCAGACUGUACAUUUAUCGACAUUGGUCGUCAAUAUACCCCUCAAAUUGGGUCUGCUGCUGAGUCUAAUGUCCUUAUUUGGCGCCGCUGCUGUUUGAGACGACUAUGGCGGCAGCGACAAGCAUGGAGUCGUCAGUACAACACGGCGAAGCCUGACGGACAUAAACAAUCACAGUCUUUUGAGCCACGUCAAUGUGGUGUCUCAACCCUUCGUCAAGCUGAGUACCCGUUCGUCACCACGCGCGACGCGGCUAACAUAACAAUCACACUCACCCACAAUAGCCGUGAGGCUCGUGAAGGUCUCCUCUAUAGCCAGUUUUAUAACCUCGUCAAGAUUCCUUUUGAUGCCGCCAAACAGUACCCGUUUCAGAACCCCCAGCUCGAAAAGAUGGCUCUGGAUCCUUCCUACCUCGCUGAUUGCGAAAAGUCUACCCGUGGAAGUCAUGCAAAUCAAGCUUCUCUCAAGCUCUCUUAUCGAUUAAGCAAACUCCGGGUUCGAGCUGCCUUGAUUCCAAAUGGUGAAGACGAGAUCCCAGUUCCGUUCGCAUAUGGCGUUCGAGCUGAGGAUCGCCUCUCCUGGGCGCUUCUACAACGUAUACUCCCUCACUUGGCCCCCUCGCAGACAGCCGUCUCGGCUGACCAUGAAGAGGUUACGCCCGAG
Molecule: messenger RNA, 1968 nt
Organism: Fusarium oxysporum Fo47
Lineage: Eukaryota; Fungi; Ascomycota; Sordariomycetes; Hypocreales; Nectriaceae
Exons: 2
Source: RefSeq, a predicted model, not a curated record